AUGAGGAAGGGAUUGACGAAAGAAGAGCGGAGACAAGAAACGAUUUUCACGCCUUUCUCCGAUGAAGAACUGAGGGCGUUGCGGUCUCGGAAGCGCGAUGCACCGAACGGAAAGAUGUCAAAACCGGCAGGCCAACCCACGCCACCCACAACUCGCUGUCCCCUCUGCCACUUCGACAGCCCAUCUACAUCCCCAUUCUGCACCACAUGUCUAACCCCCUACCCACCCGGUCCGGCACCCAAAUCACACGCUCAAGACAUAGUAUCGUAUGACAAAUCUCCCGACAUCUACACCUCGCCGGUCGAUGGACAGCAAGCUACACUCCUUACCUACACAUCAAACGAAGACCCCGAUGAAGACUAUCUCUGUACAGGUGGCGCCGGGCCACCCGGUACCUUAACUCCCUCUGGUGCCCACGUGGCGAUGACGCGGGACGAGCGUAGACGACUCCUGCGAGCUAGACAACAGGCAUGGAAGGAUGAUAGCUCGAGGGAGGCGAGGGAUCAGGAGCGGCGAGAGAUGGCUAGGCAGAAUGGGGUGCUGAUCCCGGGAAGUAAUCAACCGUACUUCUCGGACAUGCAAGAGGAGAAUGCGACGAGAGAGGCGUUGAGUCUGGGUAGAAGUGUUGAAGUGGAGAGGGCGUGGAUGUUGAAACUCGCGGGGUACAGGAAAGAAGCUGAGGAGGAUAAGGUACCCUUCCCGCUGAAUAUCCCUGGCUACGAACUACUGGGGAAUGUGGAGGUGACGCGGUUAGAAGGAGAUGCCGAGCUGUUGGAUGGCUGGUUGGCUAGUAUGGGUUACACUGACACCCUCACUUCCCCUAAAAGCGAUGCGAGCGGUGAGAAGAAGACGCCGCUUACCUCGAAACGACUAGCUGCUAGAACGAAACGACUCAAAGCGAUUCAGCAACGGGAAGCAGACCGGCAGUACCUAGAGCAUAUCGCGGACCUACAGCGCCAAGCACUUUCCAUGGGAUAUGAGUUCCCUGAAGGCGUACCAGGUUGGGAAGAUGUGCAUGCCUCGGAACAACAACGUAUAAUGUGGGCGGUGUAUACAAACCAAGUCAACGACAAGUCGGAGAAGAAGAGGAAAAAGGCGCGACGAGGAACACAGAAUUCAAACACCAUCACGACUCCCGAGAAGCAGGCCCAAAAAGAACGCUACACGUUCUUGAAAGAGAAACUUGAACAACCAUACUGGGAAGAGCGAGUACGUGAGACCGGAGAGUCGAGAAGCGCCAUCUUGCGAGCCGGAGGGAGGUGGCCGGAAGACGCGACAUACGAGGACGAUAAUGAUGAGGAGUUGAAGGAGCUUGUGGGUUACAUAACAGAAUUUCUGGAGCUGAAGGAAGAGUUUGAAGAUCAAUAG
Messenger RNA from Alternaria viburni, 1368 nucleotides. RefSeq lists its product as uncharacterized. Lineage: Eukaryota; Fungi; Ascomycota; Dothideomycetes; Pleosporales; Pleosporaceae. The record is from RefSeq and is a predicted model, not a curated record. The coding region runs from base 1 to 1368 and encodes 455 amino acids. The transcript has a single exon.